AUGUUAGCAGAUUUGUUAAAGGAAAUCAAGGCAACAAAAGUGAAUGAAGAAAUAUUCCGCAAAUCAUUAGAGAAAGAUUUACAAGAAACUAGAGAUAGGGAAGAAAUAUUCCGCAAAUCAUUAGAGAAAGGUUUACAAGAAACUAGAGAAUCAUUAAAGAAAGAUUUACAAGAAACUAGAGAAAGGGAAGAAAUAUUCUGCAAAUCAUUAGAGAAAGGUUUACAAGAAACUAGAGAAUCAUUAAAGAAAGAUUUACAAGAAAUUAGAGAAAGGGAAAAAAUAUUCCGCAAAUCAUUAAAGGAAGAUUUACAAGAAACCAAAGAAAGCUUAGAAAAGUCAUUUAAGGAAACUAUAGCACCAGAGAUCAAAACAUCGCAAAUGAAGAUAGAAUAUAAUCUGAAGAAGAAAAUGCAGGAAUUACAACAACGACUGAAGAGGGACAUCAACGAGAGAGAGAGAGUAAGCUACAGAAGAGCAUAG
Molecule: messenger RNA, 480 nt
Organism: Schistocerca nitens (vagrant locust)
Lineage: Eukaryota; Metazoa; Arthropoda; Insecta; Orthoptera; Acrididae
Product: trichohyalin-like
Exons: 1
Coding region: 1-480 (159 amino acids)
Source: RefSeq, a predicted model, not a curated record